AUGUCAGAAGAAGCAAAUACAAUUCUGGAUGUCCAAUUUAUCAAAAAAGAACCUGAAGAAUACACAAUAGAAGAAUGUCAAAGUGAAUACGGUUCUGAAGAAGAAGACACUAAUAAUUUCCCAGAUAUAAAUUCAGAAUGUUCUCAAGACCAACCACCAUCAAUCGAGUUCCAACCACAAGAAGAACCAUCUCUCCCUGCCUCGAGUAACCAAAAAACCUCCAAAAGAAAGUUAUUAAAAUGCAUGUAUUGUGACACAGUCUUUACUCGCUUGAGCAACCUAACAUACCACAUAAACAGCCACACUGGAGACCGUCCUUAUAAAUGUGAGACAUGCGACAAGUCCUUCAGAAGACCCGAUCACAUCAAAAGACACCUAAUAUCCCACCACAGUUCACGUCCUUUCGAGUGUCAAAUAUGUGAUAAAGCCUUCACCACCAUCGACACAUUAAACACCCAUAUGCAAAUGCACAGUGAAAAACGACGUUUUGGUUGUGAUGUCUGUAAUCGAAGGUUCCUUAAAGCGGCUGCUUUGAGACAGCACAUGAUGGUUCAUACGGGGGAGAAGCCUCAUAAUUGUGGGAUCUGUGAUAAGGCUUUUCAGAACACGUCUAAGCUGAAGAGACAUAUGGUGUCUCAUACGGGGGUGCAGAGUUUUAAAUGUGAUGUGUGUGAGAAAUUGUUUACAUAUGCGGGUAGUUUGAAAAAACAUAAGGUGAUUCAUGAUAGGAAUUAAUAUGUGCAAUGAUAAAUGAAUAUUAAAAUGUUUAUAUUAAAACAAUAUAGAAAAUAA
Ctenocephalides felis (cat flea) is the source of this 792-nucleotide messenger RNA. Its product is annotated as gastrula zinc finger protein XlCGF71.1-like. Gene Ontology annotation, biological process: regulation of transcription by RNA polymerase II. The transcript has a single exon. The record is from RefSeq and is a predicted model, not a curated record. The coding region runs from base 1 to 735 and encodes 244 amino acids. NCBI's taxonomy places the organism in Eukaryota, Metazoa, Arthropoda, Insecta, Siphonaptera, Pulicidae. Gene Ontology annotation, molecular function: RNA polymerase II cis-regulatory region sequence-specific DNA binding; DNA-binding transcription factor activity, RNA polymerase II-specific.